Lates calcarifer (barramundi perch) is the source of this 1309-nucleotide messenger RNA. Its product is annotated as fibroblast growth factor 14-like. Lineage: Eukaryota; Metazoa; Chordata; Actinopteri; Centropomidae. Gene Ontology annotation, cellular component: cytoplasm. The transcript has 2 exons. Gene Ontology annotation, molecular function: growth factor activity; fibroblast growth factor receptor binding. The annotation marks the transcript as partial. The record is from RefSeq and is a predicted model, not a curated record. Gene Ontology annotation, biological process: positive regulation of protein phosphorylation; animal organ morphogenesis; regulation of cell migration.
GAACACUUCACGCCGGAGUGUAAGUUUAAGGAGUGUGUAUUUGAGAACUACUACGUGACCUACUCGUCCAUCCUGUACAGACAGACCCAGUCGGGGCGAGCCUGGUACAUCGGCAUCAACCGGGACGGACAGGUCAUGAAGGGGAACCGCGUCAAGAAGACCAAGGGAGCUGCUCACUUCCUGCCCAAACUCAUUGAAGUGGCCAUGUACAGGGAGCCCUCUCUACACGAUGUUGCGGAGCAGAGUCCGCCCAGGAAAACGCCCAAGACCUCCAGUGACUCACCUGUGCUCCAGAACGGCAAGAAGGACCCUCAAUCCAAAACCAAAACCUCCUCCUCCUAGCGCUCAGAGACACGGGAGGGAGGAGUUGGGGGGCGGGGGACACGGGGCACAGGCCACUGGGCACCAGCGGAAACCUGAAUAGGGUUGUUAGGGCUAAACCCCCCCACACCUGCUGCCUGCAACACUGCACUGUAAAGUUGAAGAAAAGGAGCAGGUCUGGGCAGAGUGGAGCUGGCCAAUGGGAAGCCCCUUUUACCUUCAUAGACUCCCCCACCCCCAGACCCACAUCUACACCAGCCCUCCACCUUCUUAUUUAAUAACCUCUGUGAUUAUCAGAGCCUGGGAUUUAAAAGCAAUAACUCCAUGAAGAGGUGAACAGUCGCCUAGCAUCGUAUAGCAUGUCACUGCAGCGUGUUUAACCAGCUGGAAGGAAAUCCCACACGUCCACUAGAUAUCAUCAGCGACAACCUUCCAGUCAACCAAAUAUCUGAGCAAAAGUCUUCCUGGUUUUACCACAAAGGGUGCAAUGGUCAAAUCCGUCCCUCUGCAGCACACAAUUUACAAAUGGGUUGUGUUUUUAUUUCCCUGUGGGGUUCCAUGCUAAUGUUAGCCUGACACAGAGCCAUGCAAAUGCGAUGCUGUCACAGAGACCCUUGCAGACUUUUGUUCUGCAGCCAUCUGCUCAGUCCACAUCUUCUGUGUGUGUCAGCGACUUUGUGAGAUGGCCUGGAUACUUGUCAGCCUUGUUUGUGUAUGUAUGUGUGUGUGCGUGUGUGUGUGUGUGUGUUCCCUUCUUCUUCCAUUCACCUUUGGUGCGAUUUGAUUAGUUUGUGACAUGGACUCAAUUUUCCACUCGGCGGCACAAGAAAACCCCUCCCGUCCUCUCUGGCUCUGCUAAUGGAGUCUGGGGCUGAUCAGAAUCUUUCGACCCUUAAACGAGGGGCCAAGAGCUCCCUCAGCACCUCGCAUAACCACACACACACUCAUUAUUACACUGACAUUUACACACACGCAUGUAGGUGUGUGU